AAUUGAGAUUUGCUGAAAGAAAGAAAGCAAGAAUUCCUGUGAGGGCUGUUUGCAGAUAUCCAGUGGUCUCCUCCUCUACACACUUCACGCUCGAUUCUGCUGAUGAGAGAGGGGCAAAUGUGUUUUGAAUGAACGGUGAACGCGUGCAUGCGUCCGCAUCAAACAGGCGUCUGGACGUGAAUGUCAAUAUCAGAGCCGGUUCAUGGGAUUUCAGAGUCCAGUUUAAAGAGGAUGAAUUGAUGGUGAGUGAGUGGCAGCGAAGCAGAAAGGCUUCAUCAUGACUUGGCUCUGGAUUUUAACUUUGGCCAUCGGUGUUCACAAAGUAUUUUGCGGUCCGCGGUUCUCGCAGGAGCCUGCAGAUCAGUCUGUUGUGGUUGGGGAAAGAGUGGUUCUGUCCUGUGUGGUGUUUAACUAUACCGGCAUUGUACAAUGGACCAAAGACGGGCUCGCUCUUGGCAUCGGAGAGGACCUGAGGGCAUGGCCGCGGUAUCGUGUAUUGCGUAUAAUGGAUGUUGGACAGUAUAAUCUAGAGAUCACGUCAGCAGACUUGUCAGAUGACUCGCUGUACGAGUGUCAAGCCACAGAAGCCGCUCUGAGGUCCAGAAGAGCCAAAUUGUCUGUUCUGAGUGAUCCCCCUGAAGGUCCUGUAAUUGAGGGCUCUCCAGAGAUCCUAUUGACUGCAGGAACCUCAUAUAACCUCACCUGUGUUUCUAGAGGAGCAAAGCCAAUGUCAACCAUAGAAUGGUACAAAGAUGGGAUUACAGUGGAGGGAGCUCAUACCAGCACUGAGCUGUUAGCAGACAGAAAGAGAGUGACAACGCGGAGUUUUCUGGAGAUACAGCCAGCAAACACAGACACAGGACAAAAUUUUACCUGCAUGGCCUCAAAUCUGGCCGCCCCUCUAGGAAAAAGAGCCACUGUUACCCUCAACAUCCACCACCCUCCCACUGUCAUUCUGUCCAUAGAGCCUCGCUCUGUUUUAGAAGGAGAGAGAGUUGCUUUUACCUGCCAGGCCACUGCCAACCCUCCCAUUAUGGGCUACAGGUGGGCUAAAGGAGGUGUGAUUCUGGACGGAGCGAGAGAAAGUGUGUUUGAGACAACAGCAGAUCACUCGUUCUUCACUGAGCCUGUUUCCUGCCUGGUCUUUAAUGCAGUGGGCAGCACAAACGUCAGUAUAUUGGUGGACGUUCACUUUGGUCCGAUUCUAGUGGUGGAGCCAAGGCCUGUAACAGUUGAUGUUGACUCUGAUGUCACUCUCAAUUGUAAGUGGGCAGGAAAUCCUCCACUCACCCUCACAUGGACCAAGAAGGGCUCUAGUAUGGUCCUUAGUAAUAGUAAUCAGUUAUUCCUGAAGUCUGUAAGUCAGGUAGAUGCAGGACAGUAUGUGUGUAAAGCUAUCGUGCCCAGAAUCGGCGUCGGAGAGACAGAGGUCACACUCACUGUCAAUGGACCUCCAAUUAUCUCAAGUGAGUCAAUCCAGUAUGCCGUGAGAGGAGAGAAGGGAGAAAUCAAGUGCUACAUUGCCAGCACCCCUCCACCAGACAAAAUUGUUUGGGCCUGGAAGGAGAAUGUGUGGGAGAAAGAGAGAGGGACAUUAUUAGAGAGAUACACAGUGGAACAGAGCACACCUGCGUCACAGGGAGGCGCUGUUCUCUCGACACUCACCAUCAAUAACGUCAUGGAAUCUGACUUCCAGUCAACUUAUAACUGCACUGCAUGGAAUGCAUUUGGACCAGGAACCAUGAUCAUCAACCUAGAGGAAACAGAUAUAGUGCCUGUAGGUGUAAUAGCAGGUGGAUCUGUCGGAUCUUCCAUUCUGCUGCUUCUCCUCCUGUUUGCUCUGAUAUUCUAUCUUUAUCGACAACGGAAAGGCAGUCGUCGUGGAGUCACAUUGAAGCCAGACAUUAAGGUGGAAACGGUCAACAAGGAGACGCACAGUCUUGAGGAGGAGACCGCCAGCGCCUCCACGGCAACACGAAUGGUAAAGGCUAUGUAUUCCCCUUUCAAAGAUGACAUGGACAUGAAGCAAGACUUGCAAAGUGACACGCUGGAGCCCAAGGUGGAGGAGUAUGAGCCCAAGGACCCUACUAAUGGCUACUACAAUGUUCGAGCUACGACGCAUGAUGAGGUUCGCACGUCGACCCGCUCUCUUCUGUAUCAAGAAUUCCGCCCACCUUAUCCUGCAUCGGUUUCCACUUCAGCCGGCGGCCUAGUGACCAACAUACAUCCCGCACCCACAGGCCGUUAUGAGCCUCGCCCGGCUUCGCGAAUGCCCCACAACACUUACACCCAUUUUAACACAAUUGCAAGGGCAUCACAAAUCCAGCCCCCACCCAACCCUGUCUCAAAGACCACAGACUAUUGUGGAGAGCGUGGCCUACUGGAAUCAACCAAUCCACUAGCUUUGGACAGCUACACUUAUUCAACGACACCUCAGUACAGGAUGGGGUUUGCCCCACCUUUGGAAGCAGGACAAGCCUAUGAAAUGUAUCCUACGGGACAGGGGGUGGGGACAAGUCAAGGCGUGGGGCAAGAUACUGGUGCGGGGAAGUACACUAGCUCCACCCAAUUUCCAUAUUCAACCCCUCCUACAGAGUACUCUCAGAGACACACGCAGAGAAUGCAGACUCAUGUGUGAGACAAACUCACUCACACUGUCCAUCUCAUGAAAGCACUUCUCUGGACGCAAAUAUGUGGCACACAGAGGUAGUGUACUCUUUUAUACACACCAGUUCAUAAAACAGUUAUGUCCCAAACUCUCCGUCCAUCACAACAAUGUGCAAACACACACUGCGUUUUCUACCUUUACAACAGAACUUUCUAAAGGAAAAAGUGCCAAAUUACAGUUGAUUAAAAGAAAAUUACUGAAACAGAAGAGAAAAACGCAGGUCACAGAGAGCACGACAACAUAUGGAGCAUCGCCAACCAUACACUGAAAAACAAACCAUUUUCCAGUAAAAAUAUCUAAACAUUCUUAAAACAAGAUCAAUGUACUUGAGAAGCAAAACUGCAUAAGAUUUUAAAGUUAGUUUAUCCAAAAAUGAAAAGUCUGUCAUCAUUUUCUCACCCUCAUGUUGUUCCAAACCCAUAACGCAAAAGGAGAUGUUGGCCAGUCUGUAAACUUCACUCACCGUUCAUUUUAAUUUCAUCUUUUUUCCAAACCUUGAAAAUGAAUCGUGACUGAGGCUGUCUGUCCCUAUAAUUGUACUUAACAUCUCUUUUUCUGUUUCAUGUCAGAAAAGUCAUGUAGGUUUAAGUCAAUGGAGACUGAAUUUCCCAUUAAAACUUUUUAUAUAUCUUAAAAUAAGUUUAUUCUUCUUACCCAAUUGGCAAAUAGUUUUCUCUUGUUUUAAGUGUAAAUCUAGCGAAAUAUUAUAUAUGCAAAAGGAAUAUUUGGGGUUCAAUACAAGUUUUGUACACCAUUUAUUUCGACUUGUCCCUACUUAAAAACAACAUCUAAACCUUAAAAUACUCACUGUUACAAAGUAUAGCCACAAUAUGUAAAUGUGUGAUAAAAUAGCUUACUAACCUUUUCUGUGUAAAGUUAUAGCCAAUUUUACAACUUUGUUGCCAUGACGACGUAAGCCCUGUAAUCCUGCAAAAACGACAAUAUAAACAACUUCACAGCUCAAAUGAUACACGUUUUAACAGAAGAAUUCAUUUAAGUGCUUUUAUAAAAUUAUAAGCUUCACAUUUCAACCUUUUAACCCUUUACAAAUUGGCCCCAUUCACUUCCAUUAUAGGUACCUCACUGUACCCUCCAUUUAAAAAAUGUAUAUAUAUUUUUUGUGGUAACCAACAUGCCACAAAUGCUGUUGAAUGAGCUUGUAUUUAAUUCCUUUCUGGAUGCUUAGAUAUUUUCCUGCUGGAAUACAAGACAAACAAACUGAUUAUUUGCAGUGUAUGACAUUACCAUUCUUCCUCCUUUCCAAAAUGAUCUGCAAAUGUGGCAGAAGUGGCAAAUCCCAAACUCUCCAAAUCUCUUCCUUCUUGUAUCAGCAUAUCGUCCCUCCACACCAAAAUAAGCCACUGCAAAGCAGCCAUUAGAUGUUUCUCCAUGUGAAGUGUGACUGAGUCACUUAAUGGCUACUCUUUAAAGGACCAAGAAGAAUUAUAAAGGCUUGAGGGCACCAGAAGCCAUAAACAACUGGUAGUAAAGCCCAGUGAAAGCCUUAUCGCUAUGCACUGGAGUAUGCACUGGACAGGAGAGUGUACACUGCUAAGACCUGUUCCACCACUCAACCUAAUAAAUAUGAUGUUGUACAUUGAGGCCAUUUCAGGUGGGAUCACAUUGAUUGUAUAGUUUACUGCGUACUUAAAAAAAAAAAAAAACAGCAAGUAAUAUUGCAGAACAAAUCAAUCAGUUGAAAAAUACUACUAACGCUGUUGACAAUCAAUUGUGAAAUAAUUUGCCGAAUGGUCAACAUUCCAACGAACAACUCACUUGAGUGCAGAUGGGCCAGCCGAACAAUAUCUCUACAGCAUAAUGCCUGCACUGCCCGAACUCCUCUUAGACUCUUCUUAUUGGUGGACUUGGAUGGUCAAGGGAGAUCUGAGUAUCUGGGUAAAUGCCACCAGUGCUUUUAACUCUGAAAAGCUGGACUUUAUGUAACAUUUUAGGAAUUUUUAAACACAGUUGCUACUCACAGUGUGUCAAAGUGAGCUUACAGACUCUUUUCUGAACACACGCUCUGCCUCCUUCCAAGAAAACCUCACAAGUAUUUGACACUUUAAGUGUUAAUAAAUGUGUGCGAGUGUAUGUUUUUGCUCAUGUUAUGUGAAGGAACAUUUUGAAUGUGAAACUUUGGUUUGUUCAAUUUCCAUGUAUUUGUCCUUAACACUUUCAAAAGUAGAUUAGUGUGCUUUUCCAUAUUUCCGCAUCUAAACGAAACUGCUUUGAAAGCGCUUUUAUAGUAUUUUUCUAAGAGGGUGUAAAAAUGUUUUUUGGCAAGUAAUAUAAAGGAGAAAUGGUCAAACUAAUUCGUUAUGUUUAGGAUAUGUACAUCUGUCUUUGUUCUGUAAAGGGAAGUUGAACCAGAUAACUGAAAAGUUUGAAAUAAUUCUAAAAAUGGAAGCAAUUUGUUUCUAAAGCACUAUUCCUGCAUAACACAAGACAACUAAAAUUGUCCUUUAUGCAAAAUAUAGAAGGGCUUAUCCUUGUCCAAAUUGUCCCUUGGUCCAGAAUUUUGCCAAUAGUUUUUCAAACUCAAAAUAUGUAAUGAUCAAAAUAGGAAUAGUUUUAACAAAUUAGCAGCACUGUUCAGUUAAUCAAGUAUACAUUUUAUAGUAAAAUGUUUAUUGGUGCUGAAUCAAUGAAAUCUUUUUAAAAUUGAAAUCAUUGCAUCUAUUGAAAAUGUUAUUAGGCAAACGAUUGAAACUAUAAAUGUCUUUUUAUAUUCUCUAUAUAUCCACAUAUCAAAUAUUUUGGAUAUCUCACAAUGGUUUCGAGACCUAAUUAGCACUUUUUACUGAAGACAGGACAACAAAUCCCAAAUGAGCAAAUUUACAUAUCAGAAAUGGAAAAAUUAGACAAUGAAUGCGCAAUAUUGUAAGUAAGUAUAAGUGAGCGUGUGUGUGCGCGUGCGUGUAAAUGAGAGUGUGAAAGCAUGUGUGACUCCAUUUCAUCAUACUCGUGUUAAAAAGCACUGUACUGUGCUUAUGAUUUUUAGUCAUAAGCACAGUACAUACACAGUACAGUUUGAUUCAUCUUUUAAAAAUGUACAAUUCGAAAGAAAAAUAAGAUUCAUAUGCAUUUGCCCAUAACAAUUACAUUAUUAUUUUUUCAAUUGUGUUUAUUUUUCCA
Molecule: messenger RNA, 5803 nt
Organism: Xyrauchen texanus (razorback sucker)
Lineage: Eukaryota; Metazoa; Chordata; Actinopteri; Cypriniformes; Catostomidae
Product: kin of IRRE-like protein 1
Exons: 15
Coding region: 278-2638 (786 amino acids)
Biological process (GO): cell-cell adhesion
Cellular component (GO): cell-cell junction
Molecular function (GO): cell adhesion molecule binding
Source: RefSeq, a predicted model, not a curated record